This is a messenger RNA of Staurois parvus, 204 nucleotides long. Lineage: Eukaryota; Metazoa; Chordata; Amphibia; Anura; Ranidae. The record is from the annotation of a GenBank genome assembly.
AUGAUUAUCCCAGUAAGAUGCUUCACAUGUGGAAAGAUUGUUGGAAAUAAGUGGGAGGCUUAUCUUGGACUUCUGCAGGCAGAAUACACUGAAGGAGAUGCACUGGAUGCUCUAGGCUUAAAGAGGUACUGUUGUCGCCGUAUGCUUCUGGCUCAUGUGGACCUGAUAGAAAAGCUUCUAAAUUAUGCUCCACUGGAAAAAUGA